UGUCCCUCGGACACAGCGGAUCACCGAUCAUGGAAAGAGCCGAAGAUGUCGGCUCGGUCAUGUGAUCAGCUGUGUCCAAUCACAGCUGAUCACAUGUAAACACUGAUCAUCAGGGCACUGAUGAUCAGUGUGCCCUGAUGAUCAGUGUAGCCCCAGCAGUGCCACCUGUCAAAGUCCAUCAGUGCCAGCUGUCAGUGCCGAUCAGUGCCACGUGCCAGUGCCUAUCAGUGCCACAUCAAUGCCACAUUUCAGUGCCCAUCAGUGCCACAUCAAUGCCACAUAUCAGUGCAUACCAGUGCACAUCAAUGCCACAUAUCAGUGCCCAUCUGAGCUGCCUUUCAGUGUCAUCCAUCAGU
This is a messenger RNA of Staurois parvus, 356 nucleotides long. The record is from the annotation of a GenBank genome assembly. NCBI's taxonomy places the organism in Eukaryota, Metazoa, Chordata, Amphibia, Anura, Ranidae.